UUUCCGCGAGGAAAAUUUUCAGCAAAACCUCAGUUUACCUUUGAGAGCUUGUUGAACAACACGCAACAAUCUUUCCGAUUCAGAUCCGGUGCGAAUCCUCGUACUGCAAUGUACGGAUUCGUCAACUACGCACUCGAGCUUCUCGUUGUGAAAAGUUUCGGGGAAGAAACUUGGGAAACAAUCAAGAAACAUGCCGAUGUACAAAUGGACGGACAGUUUCUGGUCAGACAGAUCUAUGAAGAUGAAUUGACGUACAACUUGGUAGGCGCUGCGGUGGAAGUGUUACAACUUCCGGCGGAUGCUAUAUUGGAAUUGUUCGGGAAAGCGUUCUUUGAAUUCUGCCAGGAUUCCGGCUAUGAUAAGAUACUGCAAGUGCUCGGGGCAACACCUCGUGACUUUCUACAGAAUUUGGAUGCUUUGCACGACCACUUGGGAACGCUUUAUCCAGGGAUGAAAGCCCCUUCGUUCCGGUGCACUGAGCGACCGGAAGAUGGUGCUUUGAUACUGCAUUACUAUUCGGAUCGUCCUCAUCUCGAGCACAUUGUUAUAGGGAUCGUUAAGACUGUGGCGAGUAAAUUGCACGGAACCGAAGUCGUGGUGGAGAUACUGAAGACAAAGGAGGAAUGCGAUCAUGUGCAGUUUCUGAUUACUGAGCGUUCCGGACCGAGGAAACAAGAAUUGCCUGAGAUCGAUGAGCUCGAAACGCUCUCUUUAGAGCCAAAAGUGAAUGCUGCCACGUUCUGCAGGGUUUUCCCGUUCCACAUCAUGUUUGAUAGGGAACUAAAUAUAAUCCAAACUGGUUCCACAGUUGCGAGGGUUAUACCGAAAGUGGCCUCGAUGUACUGCAAGGUCACAGAUAUUUUGGAUCCGGUGCGUCCACACUUGGAACUAACAUUUGCGAAUAUACUUUCGCACAUCAAUACGAUUUACGUAUUGAAGACGAGACCCGACGUGAUGGAGGUGGCGGCUCCACCAGAGUUCCGCUCUCUGAGGUUGAAAGGGCAGAUGAUGUACGUGCCGGAAACGGAUCUUGUCAUCUUCCUAUGCUACCCGAGCGUCAUGAAUUUGGACGAUCUGACCAGACGGGGUCUCUACAUCAGCGACAUUCCGCUGCACGACGCCACCAGAGACCUGGUUUUAAUGUCAGAACAAUUCGAGGCCGAUUACAAGCUCACGAGAAACCUGGAGUUCCUCACAGACAAGCUGCAGCAAACAUACAGGGAACUGGACAGCGAAAAGAAAAAAACAGACAGGUAAACUACAGCAUUCUUCGU
Messenger RNA from Nicrophorus vespilloides, 1274 nucleotides. Its product is annotated as guanylate cyclase soluble subunit beta-1-like. The transcript has 9 exons. The record is from RefSeq and is a predicted model, not a curated record. The coding region runs from base 109 to 1257 and encodes 382 amino acids. Gene Ontology annotation, biological process: cGMP biosynthetic process; response to oxygen levels. NCBI's taxonomy places the organism in Eukaryota, Metazoa, Arthropoda, Insecta, Coleoptera, Silphidae. Gene Ontology annotation, cellular component: guanylate cyclase complex, soluble. Gene Ontology annotation, molecular function: guanylate cyclase activity; heme binding.